Molossus molossus (Pallas's mastiff bat) is the source of this 8206-nucleotide messenger RNA. It is a transcript of the gene ZBTB38, whose product is annotated as zinc finger and BTB domain containing 38. Gene Ontology annotation, molecular function: protein binding; DNA-binding transcription factor activity, RNA polymerase II-specific; RNA polymerase II cis-regulatory region sequence-specific DNA binding. The transcript has 9 exons. Gene Ontology annotation, biological process: regulation of transcription by RNA polymerase II. The coding region runs from base 1861 to 5445 and encodes 1194 amino acids. The record is from RefSeq and is a predicted model, not a curated record. Lineage: Eukaryota; Metazoa; Chordata; Mammalia; Chiroptera; Molossidae. Gene Ontology annotation, cellular component: nucleus.
UGAAUUAUUUCUGGGAAUGUCUUCUAGAAGCAACAUAUCUCUGCAAACUAUGAUCCCUAUGGACUGCACCUGCUGACCUGGUCUCCAGAUGUUUAACCCAUCUUACAUUUGGGUUUGCUCACCUCUGUCCCCGACUACAUUCCCUAGACACUCUGCCCAGAUAUGACACUCCACACUCCAGUUCUUCAGCGCUGGGUUAGGGAUUUGAGUGGGAUCAUGUAGAUUGAUGGGUAUCAGUUAAACAGAGGAUAUUGGAUAAAUAUUGAGUCUGGUAUGUCCAGGAACUUGAACUUGAUUUGUAGAAGUAAAAAGAGUGAAGAAAUUAGAAAUUCAAGAAGUUGAUUCUUGGCCAAGUACAGAAGAGCCAAGUGUUUCAUGUUCCCUGUUAGGGCAGGACUAGAGACCUGAGUAUAGAUGGACCUGAGCCUAAAGAUGUGACAGGGUCUUGCUAAGCUGAAAGAAUAAAAAAAGAGGGAGACAGCCUCAGACAAGGGAAAGGAUGAGGGGGUAAGUGACAGCUUUUUCCACUGGAAGGUUUUUUGGGCCCUGGUAUUCAAAGAAACCAGCUGAACUCAGUAGACACAUGUUUGAACAUUGCCAUUUUCCUUGUAGAAUUCCUACCUAAAUUCCAGCUGAUUACUCAUUUGCCGUCUACAUAUUGCUGAAUUUUAAGAUCCUUGAGGGCAUUCUCACUGCUGUAUCCUCAACACCAUCAUCUAAAACAGAGGAACCCAACAAGUAUUUGCUGAAACCAUCAACCGAUGUAUGCAUGGGAGCUCUCUAUGAGAGGCCUCAGGCAGCCACACCAAACGAGUGUGGGCACCUACAUUUUCUAGGAAGGCUCUCCUGCUGCUCCGGGUUUCAUCAAACUGGUGUCCAUCCAGAUAUUCCCACUCAAGGUUAUUUAUGCUAGAGGAGGAAGAAUGCCCUCCCCAGUGCCAGUUCUUGGAAAAAAGAAGAAUUGUUGAUAUAGCCAGAGCCCCAACAGAAGAAAGAUUACUCUGCAACAGCUAAAGGAAAUGCAAGCUCACACUGGCACCCAGAGAGCAGAGCGCUGAGCCCAGGACCACCGCACACAAGCAGACGAGAACAGACACAGAGCGCUGGGUGCUGCCCAGGGAGGGUGACGAGACUGUCUUCUACAUUUCCACUCUCUCUGAACCCAGGUCAACUCCCUGGAUCAACUUUCAAAAUGUAAGAAGUCAGAAUGGGUGACAUCAUGAGAGAAAUAUGUGGAGCUGAUUUCGACGAGCAGUGAAGAACCCAGAGCAAGAAAGCGGCUCUAACUCCUGAGCCCAGGGAGCUGGCAGCGUCUGGGUUUCCGAGGAGCCAGCGCCUCCGAGCUGUCUUAAAACGAGGCUCUGCUACACCACUGUUCAUCUGGCUGCGAGAUCUGAGUGCUGUGACCACCGAUGUGUUGAACCAGGACUCUGAGGCUGAUAUGCAAUGUCACUUCCAACAUUAAUCAGAUACUGCAUUUAAGACUGCGACUCGGACCCCAGUCCUGACCCUGCGGAAACCUGAUGAUUUCCCUGGUUCAACACCAAGCCCCUGGAAUUGAAUGGAAAAUGCAAAGGCAUGGCCCUGCCCCCAGGGGGUUACAAUCCCAGCCUCCUACUUCUGCAGUAUAGUCCGGUCUGCUCAGUUGGUCCAGCACAACCGCCUGCUGUUAGCCACUUCUUUGCAGGGUAUAUAAUAAUCACCUUAGAUUUUAGUCCAUCCACGAUUCCACUUUGUACCUCCUGCUCUGCCGUAGACCUUGAUGUGGAAGAGAUGGAGGACUCAGAACCAAGGAUUUCUGAGUGAUUUCUCCCGGAGCACGAGAAACAAACGUUGUUAAGGCGGUCCGUUCUACCUGAGAUGACAGUCAUGUCCCUUUCCAGGGACCUCAAGGAUGACUUCCACAGUGACACAGUGCUCUCCAUUUUAAAUGAGCAGCGCAUUCGGGGCAUUUUAUGCGAUGUCACUAUCAUUGUGGAAGACACCAAAUUUAAAGCCCACAGCAAUGUCCUGGCUGCUUCAAGCCUUUAUUUCAAAAAUAUCUUCUGGAGUCAUACAAUCUGCAUCUCCAGCCACGUCCUGGAGCUGGACGAUCUCAAAGCCGAAGUGUUUACAGAAAUCCUUAAUUAUAUCUACAGCUCCACAGUUGUUGUCAAGAGACAGGAAACAGUCACUGAUCUUGCAGCUGCAGGAAAAAAGCUGGGAAUAUCCUUCUUGGAAGACCUGACCGACCGCAACUUCUCCAGUUCCCCGGGUCCCUAUGUAUACUGCAUUACUGAGAAGGGCGUGGUGAAAGAAGAAAAAAAUGAAAAAAGGCAUGAAGAACCAGCCAUCACCAACGGGCCAAGGAUCACAAAUGCAUUUUCCAUCAUUGAAACGGAAAAUAGUAAUAACAUGUUCUCUCCACUGGACUUGAGGGCGAGUUUCAAAAAGGUCUCCGACUCCAUGAGAAGCGCGAGCCUCUGCCUGGAGAGGACGGACGUGUGCCACGAGGCGGAGCCCGUGCGGACCCUGGCCGAGCACUCCUACGCCGUUUCCUCCGCGGCCGAGGCUUACCGAAGUCAGCCUGCGUGCGAACGUGCUAGCAGCCCGCCCGGGAAAACAGGUAAAGAAAGUGGGGAAGCUCCUGCCGCAAAACCGAAACCAUGCCGGAAGCCAAAGACACUCCCCGUGCCCCAGGACUCUGAACCAGCCACAGAAAAGGCGCCACCCCCUCCAGUAACCAGCAUGGAGGUUAAUCAAGAAAGGAGUCCACAGCCAGCUGCAGUUCUUUCUGGUUCAAAGUCUCCCCACAAUGAAGGGGAUGUCCAUCUUCCCCGGGAAGAUGAAAAUAAGUCCUCUGACGUUCCCGGGCCACCAGCAGCGGACAUGCCACCUCUCAUUUACAAUUGUAGCUCCUGCUCCAAGUCCUUUGACAGCAGCACUUUGCUCAGUGCCCACAUGCAGCUGCACAAGCCUACCCAGGAGCCCUUGGUGUGCAAGUACUGCAACAAAGAGUUCAGCACCCUGAACAGGUUGGAUCGGCACGAGCAGAUCUGUAUGAGGUCAAGCCACAUGCCUGUCCCGGGAGGAAAUCAACGCUUUUUAGAAAACUACCCUACCAUUGGACAAAACGGAGCUUCCUUCACAGGUCCAAACUCUCUAUUAUCUGGAAAUAGGAUUGGUGAAUUUUCCAGUACCGGAAGUACCUUGCCAGAAAUGGACCACCUGGUUAAAUUCGUUAAUGGACAGAUGCUCUACAGCUGUGCUGUGUGCAAGCGGAGUUACGUGACUUUGUCCAGCCUCCGCAGACAUGCCAAUGUUCACUCAUGGAGAAGAACAUACCCUUGCCACUACUGCAACAAAGUAUUUGCAUUGGCUGAGUACAGGACAAGGCAUGAAGUCUGGCAUACAGGAGAAAGGCGGUAUCAGUGCAUUUUCUGCCUUGAAACUUUCAUGACCUACUAUAUCCUCAAAAACCACCAGAAGUCUUUCCAUGCCAUAGACCAUAGACUUUCCAUCAGUAAGAAAACAGCAAAUGGAGGCUUGAAACCCAGUGUUUAUCCAUAUAAACUGUAUAGGCUACUGCCUAUGAAGUGCAAGAGGGCUCCUUAUAAGAGCUACCGAAGUUCUUCCUAUGAAAACGCUCGAGACAACAGUCAGAUGAACGAGUCUGCAGCCGGUCCCUAUGUCAUUCAAAAUCCACGCAGCUCUGAAUUACCUACUCUGAAUUUCCAAGACAGCGUGCACACUCUGACCCGCAGUCCAGCUGUCCCAUUGGAAACAGCCACAGGUCAGAACAGACCCACUCCUGCCAACAUCCAAAACGCAGAGGGGACCAAAUGGGGAGAGGAGACAUUGAAAGUUGAUCUUGAUAAUAACUUUUAUUCAACUGAGGUAUCAGUUUCGUCCACUGAAAAUGCUGUCCGUUCUGACCUUGCGACUGGGGAUGUGCCUGCUUUGCCUUUGAGCAAUGGCAGUGAGAACUCGGCGUCCGUGAUCAGCUACAGCGGCUCAGCACCCUCGGUCAUUGUGCACAGCAGCCAGUUUUCGUCGGUGAUCAUGCACAGCACCACUGUGGCUGCCAUGUCCAGCAACAGCCACAGAGCCCCUUCAGACCCAGCUGUCACCCAGACCAUGAAAGAUGACAGCAAACCAGAGCCAGACAAAGUGGGGAGAGUUGUCAGCAGACCCAAAAGUAUUAAGGAGAAAAAGAAAAGCAUCCCAGGUAACAGGGGAGAAAUAGUGGAGGAACCAAGAUACGUGGCUGAUCCCGGAGGGUCGCUCAGCAAAACCACUAAUGUCAUUAAAGAAACCAGUAAAAUUGAAACCUACAUUGCAAAGCCUGCUCUCCCCGGCACCUCCACAAAUAGUAACGUUGCGCCCCUUUGCCAAAUAACAGUCAAAAUUGGGAAUGAAGCCAUUGUGAAAAGGCAUAUCCUAGGAUCUAAAUUGUUCUAUAAAAGAGGGAGAAGACCCAAGUAUGAAACGCAGGAGGAGACUUUACCACAGGAGAGUGACCUGGAAACCAAGGGAGACAGCCCCCUCGGGCUUUGCCAACCCGAGUGCGUGGAGAUGAGUGAAAUGUUCGAUGAUGCGAGUGACCAGGAUUCCACCGACAAACCAUGGCGCCCUUACUACAACUACAAACCCAAAAAGAAAUCCCGACAGUUGAGAAAAAUGAGGAAAGUCAACUGGAGGAAAGAGCAUGAAAACAGAAGCCCAAGCAGUAAGUAUAAAUACCCAGCAGAGCUGGACUGUGCCGUGGGGAAGUCUCCCCAGGAGAAGGCCUUUGAGGAAGAAGAAAACAAAGAGAUGCCCAAGUUGCAGUGUGAACUCUGCGAUGGAGACAAGGCCUCGGUGGCUGGCAGCCUGGGAAGGCCCCACCGGCAUCUCACCGCCAGGCCGUAUACCUGUGAGCUCUGCGCCAAGCAGUUCCAGAGCCCUUCCACGCUCAAGAUGCACAUGAGGUGUCACACCGGAGAGAAGCCGUACCAGUGCAAGACCUGCGGCCGGUGCUUCUCCGUGCAGGGGAACUUACAGAAACACGAACGCAUCCACCUGGGCGUCAAGGAGUUCAUCUGCCAGUACUGCAACAAGGCGUUCACGCUGAAUGAGACCCUCAAGAUCCACGAGCGAAUCCACACUGGCGAGAAGCGUUACCACUGUCAGUUCUGCUUCCAGAGUUUUCUGUACCUCUCCACAAAAAGGAAUCAUGAGCAGAGGCACAUUCGGGAGCACAAUGGGAAGGGUUUCGCCUGCUUCCAGUGCCCCAAAAUUUGCAAAACAGCUGCCGCCCUUGGAAUGCACCAGAAGAAACACUUAUUCAAAAGCCCAAGUCAGCAGGAGAAAAUAGGUGAUGUGUACCAUGAAAACUCAAAUCCGCUGGAGAAUCCUCAUUUCAUGGAUUCGGAAGACAAUGACCAAAAGGAUAAUGUACAAACCAUUGUUGGAAAUGUCCUUUGAGUGGUGAUACUUAGAAAAAAAAAUCUUCAAAAAUAUAAGUUGGUGGGUUUGUUUUUUGUUUGUUUGUUUUUUUUUUAGUUAGCUGUUUUGUUUUCAGUUUUGUUUUGUUCACAUAACAAGUCAUGAAGGAGUGAAUUAUAAAAAAGAAAAUCUCAUUUGUGAAAAUUCCAGAUAAAGGAUCCCAAUAUCUACUUUGGGUUUUAGCAUUAACGUCUUGCAAAGUGCGCAAAAACGAAAUAGCUGACGCCAAUAUUCCAAGUAUCUUGUGAAAGUUUAUGAAGUUCUUAGCUGUGGUAUUUCUGCCAGUGGGGGAAAAAGAGUUUCGUUUUAGCCUAAUUUAAAACUUUCUGGUUAGUGCUAAUAGGAACUGGCUGCUAAACUGUCUUUAGUCACUGGAGAGAAUGAGGGUCAGACAUCGUGAAAAUCUCAUCUUCAUAAGUUAAAAGGUAAAUGAGCAAUGACAGUCAUUCCCAUUCAGCUUCUGCACUAUUGAAAAUUGUUUAAAUUUAAUGGAUACAUAUUAAAUACUUAAUAAUAUAGCUAAAAAUGUGUGUGAAAUGAGUAACCUAAGUAGGACAUUCAUAUAUUAGAACUACUUUUCUGCAACACAAACCUUGUAAAAUACAUAUAUAAAUCACUAUAACUUUUAACUGUCCAUGUCCCCUGUAGAUAUUUAUAAUGAUGAGCAAUAGAUCUGCAAAUAAAGAGGACUGAUGUAAAAAUCAGUAGAAAGCAUUUUGAAUAUGACUUAAGAGCAUGCGAAUGCUUUUAGGUGGAAUGCUGUUCCCUUGAUGUUACGGCUGAGCUGUUGGAGCUGGUCUAUUCAAGUCACAGAAAACAUAGGUCAUGCCUUAUCUAUGGGGGAAAGCCUUCCCAGAAUUUACCUGUGAUUACCUGUGCUGUGUAUUACUUUACUAUGGCCUCCCCUCAGAAAACAGAGAACGGUCAAAUUCUUCUGAAACUCCCUGCAGUCUUCCAUCCAUCACAAGGCCAUAAACGUGGAGGUCUGUUCCAGACAGACUUAACCAGUCUCAAGGGUUCAAGUAAAACCUGACGCUCCCAUUUCACCAAAGGAGUGUCUGGGAAAUGUAGCACCAGGCACACAUGCCGUGGUGAAUGCCCGGACACUUGAAAGGGACAGAAAGCCUAAUCCCUACAAUGAUUAGCUUUCUUGGAGAUCAUGCAACCCACAAGUAUAUACUGGUAUAAAACAAAAGGAGAGCAGAAACACACACCCUGCCCCACCCACUACGGACUUGAGUGGGCAACUGGAAGGGAUGACCUUCCUUGCCUCAAAUAGUAGCUUUGUUUUUUGGGUGAGGAGGGAGAUAGAAUAUGGAGUGAAAAGGGUCCAUCACUUACAUGACUCAGAAAUAUACCCACAAAGUCAGAUGCCUUGUCUUGAUGUUUGCAGACAUCUAGCCCCCUUGCUAAAAAAAACCCACUUAAGUUUUUUAAUGUUCUUUUGUGUUGAUCCAUACUAUCAACAUUGUCCCUCAAAGUCUAAUUGCCCUGUAGGUAGUCCAUCAUCUGGACUAGGUCCUGGGAAGCUGGAACUCACGGUUCUUACUUUUUAAACUGCCAUAAUAGGAGGCCGAGAGAAAACAUUCCUAUCCUUUGCUCACCAGUAUGAGCAGAAUCUGGAAAUCGGUUCAAGGGUAACCUGCAGCCAUUCGUGUUCAUGGAAUUUGAUAGAUGGAAACCCAAGGUUAUCCAAGUUGCAAGGUUAUCAUUCAGAAGAAGUAGCUCAGAGGACUCCUGUUUCUCCAAAUGUUGUGAUGUCUCCAUGAAGAAGACUUAAUACAGAUUUGGGUGGGCAAGAAAGCAUUUAAACACCCAGAAAAGGACAUGAUCAAAGCUGACCUUUCAAUAUUGUACUACUUUGCUAUUAGUAACCCCAAUAUUGUAUCUGCAUUUAUCUUUUGUUCAUCUACUUUCACUUACAUACAGUAUUAUGUAAUAGAGGAAAAUGGAAAAAUGCAAGCAAAUUCAACUUUAUUUUACACAUUGUAUAUAUGUAUACCUGCACUAUUCAUUUAGGUUUUGUUAAAGAGAUAGUCACAAAGGGCUUAUGAAAAUAAUUUUGAAUUGAUAAUUAGAAUAUUGACAAGCAAUCCUGUGAUCUACUAAUUGGUUUUAUCUCAAUUAGGAUUAUGAAUCAAGAAAAAUAAUUGUGCAUUUUAGUCAUUUUGAUUUGAGGUAACUCCAAAUAUAAAAUUAUUACAUGUAGUGAUGUCGCCCAGCCCUUACAUGUGGAUAUUUUUUAAGUGGACUUGUAUGCUGAUAAUUCUAGACCAAAGUAACUAUGGCAGAAUAUUUAUACAUGAAAAAAUAAUUUUGCAAAUAUUUUCUAUAAUUGUAUUAUUCGUUUAAGAUGUUGACAGCUUGUGUUAGUUUCAGGGAGGGGUGUAUAUUUUGAUAAAAAAUACUUGACUUUGUAAUUCUGUAUAGUCUACACAAUUUAUAGCAGAGCCGUUUUAAGACAGCCUUGUCACAUUUUUUGUUAAUUGUGAAAACUUUAUUAUGAGUGAUGUUUAAGUAUGCAUUGAGUACAUAAUGACCAACUAGAAUUCAAGUUAAGUGUAAACAGUGAACAUACUGUAUGCUGUACAAGAUAUAUUGUAAUUUGCUGUUUUAGCAUCUGUAUUUUGGUUAGAGAUAUUAUUAAAUGCAGAUGUCAAGGGUUGGAAAAAGUUUAAUUUUAUUUUUAGAAAUAAUGAAUAUAAAUUUGUUUUUGCUUGAUUAAAAUAGCUUGUUCCUA